GGCACAGAUUGGUUUGUUGGCUGCGAAUGAUAUGGGAAAAAGAGCGCGCAAAUAAUAACAAGCAUAUAUCGGUUGACAUUUGCUUGGCGACCGCUUCAUUCAACUCUUGCAGCGGAGAAACAAACAGUUUUUCAAACUGCGUCGUCAAGAAAAUACGGCGUUCAAACGCAUUUCAACUGAAUCAUCAUAUCAUUAACUCGUAAUUUUCAAUUGUGUCAGUCAAUUGAAGUGAUCAACACGUCCACAAUGGAUGUGCUGACUCCAUUGAAGAACCUACUUGAACCGGAUAAAAUCUGUAUCGACAACAAGGUUUUCCGUAUUUGCACCAAAGUGACGUUUGUGCUUUUGACCACGUUCUCGAUAUUGGUUACGUCGCGUCAGUACAUUGGCGAUCCAAUUGAUUGCAUAGUCGAGGUGAUUCCGCAGAAGAUCAUGGACACAUACUGUUGGUUCUACAGCACAUAUACGCUAUCGAAUCGCCUAAUUGGUAUUGCCGGCAAGGACAUAGUACAGCCUGGUGUAGCCAGCCAUUCGGAAUUCGGCGACACAAUCAAAUACCAUAGCUACUAUCAAUGGGUAUGUUUUGCGCUGUUUUUUCAAGCAAUCUUAUCCUACAUUCCACGAUACAUUUGGAAGUGCUUCGAAAAUGGACGCAUCAAAGUGCUGGCCGAUAAAUUGAAAGAGCCUUUGGCCAAAAAAGAAGACAAAGACAAACAUAUGGUGGCUAUGAUCAAUUACUUCAAGGACAAUUUGAAUCAACAAUGCUUCUAUGCGUAUCGCUUCUUUCUUUGUGAGGUGUUAAACGUCGCCGUUGCCAUCGGUCAAAUUUAUUUCGCUGACAUUUUUCUCGACGGUGAAUUUCUGUGGUAUGGAUCGAAUGUGAUGCAACAACAUGAAGUGGAUACAAUGACACGUGUUUUCCCGAAACUGACAAAAUGCUCAUUUCAUAAAUAUGGACCAUCGGGUACGAUUCAGAAUUUUGAUGGACUUUGUGUGUUGCCCGUAAAUAUUAUCAACGAAAAAAUCUAUUUGUUCUUGUGGUUUUGGUUCAUUGGCAUCAUCAUCCUGUCGACCAUGGCAUUAAUUUAUCGCGCAUUUGUUUGUUGUUCAUCUAAAUUGCGACUGCACUUGCUGCGAUCGCGAGCACGGUUUGCAUCACGACGGGACAUCGAUUACAUUUUGCUACGUUUUGACAUUGGCGACUGGUUCAUUCUGUAUCAACUCAGCAAAAACAUCGAUCCAAUCACAUUCAAAUUCAUUUGCCGCGAUCUUUUUCGCAAACUCUACAUCGAUAUUUAGUGAAUGGCUUGAAUAAAUGAAACUAGGAAUAAAUGACACUAGGCUAAUAUUGUGCCUUUUUUUAAAGGGAAAUUUGACAAUUCUUUAUGAUGAAGAUUUAGUUCAAUAAAUAUGACAAUACAUUUU
Messenger RNA from Sitodiplosis mosellana (orange wheat blossom midge), 1425 nucleotides. RefSeq names its product innexin inx2-like. Gene Ontology annotation, cellular component: plasma membrane; gap junction. The transcript is spliced from 2 exons. Bases 247 to 1299 code for a protein of 350 amino acids. Lineage: Eukaryota; Metazoa; Arthropoda; Insecta; Diptera; Cecidomyiidae. Gene Ontology annotation, molecular function: gap junction channel activity. Gene Ontology annotation, biological process: phototransduction. The record is from RefSeq and is a predicted model, not a curated record.